Messenger RNA from Amoebophrya sp. A120, 8346 nucleotides. The record is from the annotation of a GenBank genome assembly. Lineage: Eukaryota; Dinophyceae; Syndiniales; Amoebophryaceae.
ACUACAGCUAGAGUUCUUAUUGCCUGUUCUUCUUCUCGUUCUCUUCUCCCAGGUGAAAAGCUGUUUUCUCAAGUUGUAAGGAGCCUAAUAAUAAAGAACCCGCCCUCGUCACCACGACCUGUUGUCAUUUUUCCAGCCUUCUUUGGAUAUUUUUGAUCUAACCGAACCGAGCCUGUCGCAUUUUUAGUCGGCAGCUGUUUGUAAGUAUCGAGAUUCCACGGCCUGAACAACGGUUGGGUUGAAAAUUCAAGAAGCACGAACAUCGACUAGUACAGCACCAAUCGAAGCGGACGUAGCAGACAUCAGGAAAAGUAGAAACGCCAGUCUUUGAUAAAAACAUUCGCCUGCUUCGCUGCGAGGUGGACAAGAAGUUCGUCAAACUACAGGGCGAUAAUUUCCAACUCCACGCCCUUUUUACCCUUAACGAACUCGCACUCCGCCGCGCAAGAAAUGAGGGGUCGCGAGGAUCAGCGACCGAACUACAAUAAACGCGCGGUGACUCCCGCCGGGUAUGACACUUCGAAGCCACCGGUAGUGCAGCCGAAAAACCUUCUCUAUCUCGGCAACAACUUUGGGCCCGAGUGUGACCGGGCGGCGAGUGGUUGCUUCACGGAUGCCUCCCACCCGAGCGACCUGGAGCGCGUGGGGUGCUGUGGCUGCGACCGCAGCGUGGCCCCGACGUGUCUGACGCGGUGUGCGGGGUGUUGCUUGUGGAGCUGCGGGGUCAAUUUGUGCAUUUCGGGCAACUGGGACGGGCGGUGGAGUUCUUCGUUCAAGCUGAACCUGUUUCUGACCUCCGUGCUGGGGUUGAACGAAAUUGUGUGCAACGCAAUUGAAGUUCUCCUCGUCAUGGGCACGCUGGGCUACGACACCGGUGGGAAGCAGCAAUUCAACGACUACUCCAUUCUACACCUGUCGUGGUACCUUCCCUGCUUCGAAAAGUACCCCAUGAUGUGGGCGUCGGAGGCCUACUACAAGGAGCACGGUCUGUUCUCCGACCCUGCCGUGUGGCGCGAGUUGCGCCAAGAGCUGACCACGGUCCGCUGGGUGCGGUUUGUGUUGUUUCUCCUUUUCUGGUCGAUCUUGGUGAUUUACACCUUUUCCUGGAACCCGAAACUGUAUGGGUACUAUUUCAAAAACCUGGUCAAAGGCGCGCCAGCAGCAUCUCCAGCGAGCAAGGCCACUCCUGCAGGCGACUCGUCUGGAGGAGGAGGAUCAACAACUCCUGAUAUUCCCGUUUAUGCAAUGCAAAAGUAUCGUACUAGUAGUUUAAAUUGCAUUACAAAUUCCCCCAGCAUUACAAAUCGAAUUUGUGAUGCUGAUUUACUUUGAGAAAGAGAUUUGUAAUGCAUAAAUGCAAUUACUACGAGUACGAUACUUUUGCACAGGAUACCGUUGUUUCCGGAACCAUUCUGUACGCGGGAACGACGCCGUAUGGGAGUAUCAGGAUUGAAAUCGUCAAAGUUGAAAUAGUUUGUCAUGCAUAAAAUGCAACGCACGAACUGCCUCUAUUGCAGAGGACGCAAGGGAGGCAGAUUGUAGUGCUGGCAAGGGUCGAGAAUUGGGCUGCUGAUUAGCAUCGCAGAGGGGAGCCCCUUUGCCCUAAACAGCAUGACAAACUGGCUUCCGUGACGGACAAAAUUUGUCAUGCGCCGACUGGAACCUGCGGGUCCAAUUGGUCUCGAUUUUAUGCAUUACAAGUUACCAGCCAUGCUCCGGCUGCCGCCGGAGCGCAAGGCUGUCGGGCCGAGGCAAGACUGUUUGCCGAUUGGACCGCAACACUACGGGCCUGCGCAUAGAGAAACAUACUGGAGCCUGUUUGCGUUGCGCCAACCCGCAGGACCGCUUGCGCGCUUCCCGCGCCUGUGGGCGCUCUGCGGGGGGAGCAGCUGCAAAGAACACCGGGGGCGAACAGAAGCCGCCCGGCGCGAGAGGGUAGAGCGAGAGGGUUGCGCGAGAGGGUGACGCAAGAGGGUGGCGCGAGAGGGUGCGCGAGAGGGUGGCACGGAAAGGCGCCGAGCAAAACAAGUCCGCGAAUGGCCUGCAAUGCGAAAUAUGGGCAGCACCAUGCGGAUUCGCGCCCAUUUCUUUCUGUUUUUACCCUCUUGCAGACCUCUCGCAGACCCUCUUUUUGACCUCUUUUGGGGGUCCCCGCUAAUAAUCCGGCUAUACUCGCCAGUGGAGGUCGACAAAGGUGGCCGAGAGGUGGCCCAGAGGGUGCGCGAGAGGAUUCCCGUUAUUCGCGCCACCUCUCUGCACCCCUGUCCACCUCUCGGCCGCCCUCUUUUCUACCUCUCGGCACCCUCCGAGGCGCUUAGCGGCCCUAAAGGGCGACCGGUUCGGCGGGCUAUACUCGCGCCACCUCUCGGCCACCCUCCCGAAUGACCUCCCGCGCCACCUCUCCACCUCUGUCGACCUCUUUUUUACCUCUUUUGGCCUCUUUUUGACCUCCCUGCCACCUCUCGUUUACCCUCUCUAGACCAAUACUUUCGCAUGAAUAUAAUUAUAAUAAUAGUGAAACGAACUUUGCCUCCCCCUUUGCUAUAAUCUAUAGGAGGCACUUAGAAAAAUAAUUCUAAACGAAUGUGCUUAGAAGGUCUCGUCUAGAAGCUUCGUGUAACAGAUUGAACGCGUUCCCGUUAUAUGUGCCCCGUACCGUCGUGCAAAAUGUUAUCCUGCACGCCCUGGCGAGCAUGUGAAAGAAUGCCAGCACCUUAAACAAAGCAAAGCCACGGAUCCCGUGGCAGUAUGGGGACCAUCACUUUCCGGCCCGCCGGGCAAGAGCGAGGGCCAGGAGCCCCCUGGCCAUCGCUUUCCGGCCGAGCAGACGUUGUUUCCUGUCUCUCCGGGCAAAAAUGACGGCCAGGAGCUCCUUGGCCAUCCAUGGCCUUCCGCCCGGGCAAGCAAGGUGAUGGCCACCCAGCAGCAGCUCCUCGGCCACUACUUUGGGCGGCCAUCGCUUUCCUGGUGGGUCGGGCAAAAGAGAUGGCUAAGAGCUCGUCGGCCACCACUUUCCGCUGGCUCGGACAUGAUAAGUCAUGGCCGAGGGCCCCUUGGCCAUGACUUUCCGGUCGGGCAAAAAUGAUGGCUAAGGGCUCCCGCCUGGCCAUCAAUUUUGGCCAUCACUUCCCGGCCCGCCGGGCAAAAGUGAUGGCCAAGGGCAGGAGUUCCUGGGCCAUGCAUCAAUUUCCGGUCGGGCCCUUGGUCACUAUUUUGACUUUCCGGCCGGGCAAAAAUGGUGGGCAAGAGCUCCUCUGGUGCCACCAUUUUCCGGCCGGGUAAAGUGGUGGCCAGGGGCCCCUGAGCCUUCACUUCCCGGCCGGGCAAAAAUGAUGGCCGAGAGCUCCCUGGCCAUCGCCUUCCGUUCGGGCAAAAGUCCUCGCCAAGAGCCCGGUGGCCAUCGCUUUCCGGUAGGUCGCUCGGGCUGAAGUAAUGGCCAAGGGCUCCCUGGCUAUCACUUUGGGCGGGCAAAUUGUGAAAACCGACCUCAAGUCCGAAUCCCCCUGCAGCCGUCGGGAUGCUGUCGCGAAGGAAAGCCUUCGUGACAGCAUCCGGACGACAACAGGGGGGCUCGGACCUGCAAGCGGUUUCCACAACUUGCAGCCCAAGCGUGCGAACCAUUCUCAACCUCGAGCCCCCCCCUGUUGUCGUCAGGAUACUGUCGCGAAAGGCUUCGCGGCAGUAUCCUGACGACAACAGGGCGACUCGGACUCGACAGCGGUUCUCACAACUUGCCGCCCAAAUGCGAGCACCACUCUCACCCCCGAGCCCUUCGCGACAGUAUCCUGACGACAGCAGGGGGGCUCGGACUGGAAAAAUGGGAAAGCCAUUUUUUCGAGUCCGAAUCGCCCUGCUAUCGUCAGGAUACUGUCGCGAAGCGUAUCCUGGCGACAGCGCGGGGCCUCGAGCUUGAGGCAGGUUUUCUUCCAGAAGCGAAGCCCUUUAUUUUCAAGCGCUGGCAAAAGUCGUGGCGAAGAGCUCCCUGGGCGUCGCCUUUCGGCCGGGCGCAAGUGAUGGCCAAGAGCUCCCUGGCCGUCAAAGUGGCCAUCGCUUCGCGGCCGGGCAAAGAAAGGCGAUGGCCAAGAGCUCCGCGGCCAUCGCUUUUCGUUCGAGCAAAAGCGAGCUUGGCCAUCGCUUUCCGGUCGGACGGGGGGGCAAGAGCGAUGGCCAAGAACUCCGCGGCCAUCACUUUUGUUUUUGCCAUCGCUUUCUGGUCGGGCAAAAGUGAUGGCCAGAAGCUCCCUGGCCAUCACUUUUCGGCCGGGCGAAGAAAAACGAUCGCGGCCGCUCCUUGGCCAUCACUUUUGCCCGUCACUUUUGCCCAUCACUUUCCGGGCGGGCAAAAGUGGUGGCCAAGGGCUCCGUCCUUGGCAAUUAUUGCCCAGCGCUUUCCUGUCGGGCAAAAGUGAUGGCCAGUAGUUCCGCUGCCGCCGCUUUUCGCCCGGACAUGCAAAAGCCCUCGGCCCUCACUUCUGGCCAUCGCUUUCCGGUCGGGCAAAAGUGAUGGCCGAGAGCUCCCUGCUCAUCCAUUUCCGGCCGGGCAAAAAUGAUGGCCAAGAGCUCCGUGGCCAAGCAACCAUCGACCUUCACUCUUUGGCCAUCAUUUUCAUUCCGGGCGGGCAAAAGUGGUGGCCAAGAGCUCCUUGCCCGGGCCAUCACUUUUGGCCAUCGCCUUCCGGUCGGGCAAAAGUGAUGGCCAAGAUCUCCCUGCCUGGCCGGCAUUUUCGGCCAUCAGUCGCUGUUCCCCCGCGCGGGCAAAAGUGCUGGCCAAGACCUCCGCGGCCACCACUUUCUCAGGCGAACGGGCCCGGGCCGAUUUUGGGGGUAAUAUGCAGGGAAAAUUUAGGCAAUUUUUAAAAUCGGGCAGCCGGCGAAGGGGUUGGGUGGACGCGCCGUGGUGCUCCGUCCGUGUUAUGCCUUUGGGCGCCCCAGUGUUUUCUCGGUUUGUGAAGGUGACUGGCUUGCCUUUGUCCGGGGUCGCACCUUAGGCGGGCCAUGGCGCAACCUGGGGGAGGCCGCACUGGCGUGCGUUUUUCUACCACACCCAACCCGACUGCCCUUUUCAGGUUUUGGCGCGUGCAAUUUCGCGGGAAUUUUUGCGGGAAUUUUUGCGGGAAUUUCCGAAAUCGUCGCCAAAAAGUCGCGCUAAUUUUGCGGGAAUAUGUGCGAUUGACCCACCGGCAAAAUCGCUAAAAAGGCCGCUAAUUCGAUGCGCAAUUUUUCGGGAAUUUCGCCGGGGGCGCCAAAGCCCAACCAUUGCCUUUGCCUUGUUUUGGCCCGGGGGGGUGAAAUUCCCAAAAAAUUGCACAUCGAAUUGAACACGAAAUUGGACACCUCCUUUUUUGGUUUCCGCCAUGGGCGCGGGCGAAAUUGAACAAAAAUUGCACACAAAAUUGCACACAAAAUUGAACAUGAAACUGCGCAAAAAAUUGCACAAAGCCGCGGGCACCUCCGGGGAUACGAGCUUCGUCGGAGCUUGGUUAUCUUGGUUCUCGCUUAUCAGGAGGCAGGGCGACCUGCCUCGGGGCCCCGCGAAGGAAUCUUGGAAGCGGCCGGGGUUUUCCGUUUGGAUUUGGGCCGGGGGGCUCGAAGGGUUUUCGGUGGAUCCCGGCGGCCGGGGGCGGGUCUUUCUGGGCAAUCAUGCCCCAGCCUUUGCCAAUCCUUCAAAUUGGCAAUUUUUUCCCGCAGAGUUCCCGCGUUAAGUGGCCCGGGCCUGUUCGCCUGACACUUUCGGGGGCGCGCAAAAGUGUUGCCCGGCCGGAGCGAAAGAGGUGGCAAAAAGUGACUGCCUGGAAGCUCUUGGCCAUCACUUUUGCCCAGCAUUUUCCGGUCGGGCAGCCGGGCAAGAGCGAUGGCCAAGAGCUUCCAGGCAGUCACUUUUUGCCACCUCUUGCGUUCCGGCCGGGCACGCUUUUGCUUUCCGGCUUCGUUCCUUCACUUUUCUCGCGCACGCUUUUGCCUCUCGGCUUCUGGUGCAUGGCAUGGGCGGGGGGGCGCGAGGCAAAACCGCGCGAACAAGCCCCCGGAAGUGUGAGGCCCAUCCCCAUCAAGGGGCGGGGGUUUUGUUUGCGCCGGCCGCCGAAGCCGCCCCAGAAUAAGCUUCGCAACCGGCCCCCUUCGCUUUGCUUGCCGCGUGCGGCUAAAGGGCUGACGGCGGGCCGGCGUCCUGGACGCCGGACCGCAAAAGGCGUUAAAGCGGCGAUGCCGCUAGGGCACGCGCAGGCGCGGCAACGCGGCUAAAGGGCUGACGGCGGGCCGGCGUCCGGGACGCCGGACCGCAAAAGGCGUGAAAGCGGCGAGGCCGCUAGGGCAAGCGCAGGCGCGGCAACGAUCUUCCUCGGGGCAGGCAGCGUUAUGCCUUUCAACCUUCUAGCCGCAUUCUACUCGACUCCAAGCCAAACCUUCUAAACGCAUUCCCGUCUUUAGAAUUAUUUUUAAAUCUACUAGCCCAGCGGGCGUCCGGGACGCCCGCGUCAAGAGGCUAGUAAUAGAUAGUUAUUCCAACUUUGUCGAUUUCAAUCCUGACACAUCCAUAGGCCGCAAUCGUCGUCCGGGACGAAGAAAAGUUCGCGAUUGUUGGUCGGUGCCCCGCAGGCGGUCGAGAACACCAGCAGUUCUACUUACGUAUCAAAUGUAAAAAUGUCUAGGUCUGGAAGAGUCCAUGUUUGUCAUGCGUGUCUGGCAUGACUCUCAAAUCUGUCAUGCACGUUAAGUACCCAAGAGCGCCAUUUUUCUGUCAUACAGAAACGCAGCUUGUCAUGCAGAAUAGGCAACACGUAGAAGCUCAGAAACUUGUCAUGCUGAGCCAACACUUGUGGCCUCGUCAUAAUACGCCACCCAGCAUCACAUGUUUCCAGACCCAGACACUUUUGCAUUUGAUAUUACGGAAGUGUAGAACAAGUGCUGGGAAGCAAGAACCCGCCGGGUGCCGGAGAGCAGGCACAAGGAGGACAACCAGCACAACAACUCGACCUGAUGGCGAAUCGCCACCUGUUACAACGAAAAAGUGGCGAUGCAGAGGUUCUGCGGGGUCAGCAGCCGACUACUGCUAUUAGUCGCGGAACUGCUGCAGCUCCGAAGCAAGACCAGCAACAACAAGGACAUGGCGCUCCUGAACAACAGGUCGUUUUGCUCGGAGGUCGUGGUUUGUCCCAAUUUCCUACUGAGAGGAAAAAUCCCCCCUCCCCAUAUCGAAAAGAUACGUUUCCGAAAAUUUGUCUUGCUGAUUUGAGACCACAAAUCGCGUCUGUCUUGCAAGAAGACAACUCCACAGGCUCUGCCGCAUUAUGCAGGCGGUUUGUGAUGCUAUGGGGCCUACAGCAUAGAUGUUUCUCAUGCUAAGCGCCUAGGCCAAAAGCUCGCUACUCAGGCUUAGCAGGAGCCUGCUGUCCUCUACUGCAAGACAAACCUGAUUUGUCUACGCAAAUCCAGCAUCAGAAGCAUGCUUUUGAUAUGGGGAGGGGGGACUUUUCCUUGUGAUAUUUCGCAGCUCGGCUGCUGGUGUUCCUCGAGAUUUGACGCACAUCUCGCCAGCCGCGGGUCUUUUUUCAGAAGAACAAGAAGCACGACGAGAGCCCAGGACGAUUUCCAGGGCGUCUGGUGAAAUAAAUGCUCCGACCAUGGAAAACGUUGGAACUGACGUUGCACCGCGACGAUCAUCGAAGAAAAGCAAUACUACUAGGUCAUCUGCUGGUGCUGUUGCGCCGUCGUCACAGGCGGAGGCCGCGCAGGUCUGAGGUUGUGUUUGAUGCGGGGUGAUUUAUUUGGGGCCUUAGUUUAUUUUUAUCUUUGACUUACUUUGAGGAGCUGGACCGAGCAUGUCACAUCAAAGGCUCCGCCAGCUUCUGGAUUUUUUCACACAAGAUCUUUUCAUUUUUCUCCAUAUUUUGCAUAUACGAUAUUUUUAAAUUUCGAUUUCUUCUUUUCAUCGCACAACAUCAUAGACCUGAUAAAGAAGAGACCGACCCUGAGUUGUAAGUCACUAGCGAAGAAGUUGAAAGUAUAGACUAGUUGUACUUCGAAAAUGUAUAUGAAUAAAAUCACCGACCCGCCCAUUUUUUCCUUGAAGGAUCCCUUCAGUUUUACAGUCUUGUUUUACAUAUUUAAGUUAUACUAUCCCCGUUUCAUCACGGAACAAUCUGAUAUGCACCAAAAGCAACACCAAUGCAUGUACAUCGAAUUAUUGGACUCACUGCAGAAGAAUGUAGACGAAGCAACAAUUAUCUCUAGAGAAGUAGAACACCGAAUGUCAAGACGAACUUUUAAUAUUCGAAGAAAAUUUACAGACAGGAAAAAACUGGAAAAAGAAAAAAUCGGCCGACUGCGAACUCUUGUCCUCAGGGCGUG